This is a messenger RNA of Melanotaenia boesemani (Boeseman's rainbowfish), 3861 nucleotides long. RefSeq names its product septin 12 (gene septin12). Gene Ontology annotation, biological process: cytoskeleton-dependent cytokinesis. The record is from RefSeq and is a predicted model, not a curated record. The transcript has 12 exons. Gene Ontology annotation, cellular component: microtubule cytoskeleton; septin ring; cell division site. Lineage: Eukaryota; Metazoa; Chordata; Actinopteri; Atheriniformes; Melanotaeniidae. Bases 267 to 3107 code for a protein of 946 amino acids. Gene Ontology annotation, molecular function: GTPase activity; molecular adaptor activity; GTP binding.
AGCACUCGCCCUGAGCCCCUGAUGACUAAAUGACAUCACCUGCGUGAGGAGUCGAGGGUGACAGGCCACAAGGGCUCGAAAUGCUUUAAAUAGGAUUGGGACAGCACUUUGAGACCUGCACUGCAGGGAGAGAGACGCCAAAACGAGAGGAUUACAAUUCUUUAAAAAAAAAAAAAAAAAAAAAAUGACAGAAGAGAAGUUGCUGCAGCGACGAUUUGUCUGGUCUGAAGACCAAACCAAAAAAUUAAUUUGUCUCAGGAUAAAACAUGAAGCGCUAUUUACGGGCUUCCGCAACGCGUCCUUACAAGGAUUUGACACUGAAGAGAUCUUUUGACAAUGAAGAUGUGGAUGACAUGCCGUCCUUCUCCUCAAAUUCCCCUGUCUCCACCCCUAUUUCCCCAUCUUCCUGCCAUUUCUUCCUCAACCACAACAAAACCAGUGAGGAGCAGGGAGGAGGUGGCCAGUCUCCUUUUGCCUUCAACAACAUGGGAUCUGCAGGCCACUCCCGCAUCCGGCUAAGUUCCAGUCCCAGCCCUGUGCUCAAGACCCGUGCCAUAGGCAGCAGCUUGUCCUUCAACCGAGGAACCACAAACAAGCCAAUCAUCCACAACAACAGCUCAUCCGUGACCAGAGCUGCUUCUUUCCAAAGCAGGUUAAACCCCAACAUUUGCUCCCCAUUGACUGGGCCAGGCAGUGACAACGACAGCCUUCACAGCUCUACAUCCAGCCUGGAGUACUCUGGUGGGGGUGGCUAUACCCUACCCAUUAACAAGUUGGCAUCAUAUCACAGCCCUGCGCAUCAGAGGGAGUACCAAGGGUCCCAGCCCCAGCAAUCCCAACAGCACCUUGAGGCAAAUACAAAGAAGUUUUUCUCCCAUGGGAGCGUUCUCAAGCCUGAGAUGAAGCAAGGGCAAGGGAUGAUGCUGGAAAUGAGAGGGUCUCAGGGGAUGGAUCCCAGCUCUGUGUCCAUUCUUGACUUCCAAACUCCAAAUGAAGGCGUUGGAGCAGGAACGGGAAUCCAAAGAGGUGCUGGUGGGGGCAGGAUUUCUCCAGGGAUGAAGUAUGUUGAUGCUAAUGCAAACUGGAAUGGUCUUCGGAAUGCCAGUUCCUUUAGAGAAAGUGGCUCCAAAAAAGUUUGCCAACAGCAAGGUCCCCAGGUUCUCAAGAGUCCCCAGCCCAAGACCAAAGAGACUCCACGUCUCAACAAGUUUCCCUUGGACCUUGACAGCUUGGUAAGCAGCAUCUCAACAACCCCCCCCACCAAAGCUGAGGCGGUACCCUUGAGACCAAAUGCCCCGAAAGUUCCUACACGAGGCUCAGGCGACAUUCAGCAUCACAUCGGCCCUCCAUCCACAGCAGCCAGCCCUUCAGCUUCUCUCAGCAGCCUGGACAGUUCUUCUGACACACCAUCCCACUCCUUUAAUUACCCCCCUUCACCCUUCUCUCUGUCUACUCCAGUUCCUUCACAAAGCUCCAUAUCUGUCCCAGACAUGAAUUCCUCCCCUGUGCCCUUCUCACCAGGUGAGAGCCUUCAGCUGGAUAUCCUGUCAGAGUCCCAAGUUGUCUUGGUUAGCCCCAAACUCUGCAGCCCUUCCAGCUCUUCAAGCACCCCCAGCCCCAAAGCAGCUGGGUCUUUGGAAGAUGGUGGAUGUGAUGCAAGAGAUGGUGUAGAUUUAAUCUUACAAAGGAUUGCCUCUUUCUCCUGGUCUGACACCAACCCAGCACAUGUGGUCCAAACUCCAAAGUCCAUCCAAAGGAGUGGUGGGUUGCCAUCUGCACUGGAGCGUCCCACUGAGACCAUGCCCAUGACGACAUGGAAAGAUGGGAGAAAGGGACGUAGAGAAACUGCUGGAGAGCUGCAGACAGAGCCAUUCACCUCGAUGGAGGAGCGAGGGGAAAAGGAGAGAAGCAUCAUGAGAGAGGAGGACGAGGGCAAGAACAAAGAGCAUCUAAACAUCCACACCUCCCCGGCAGACAAAGAGAACUGUGUGGAGGUUCAUACGGAGCUGCAGGAGAACGGAAAGGAGAAUGGGAUGGAAGUCGGAGAUCUAGAGGAAGAGAAAGAGCCGAAGGCGGAGGUGAAGGUGGAGCUUUGCCCACCUGUUCCAGGACUGCAGACCAGCUUCAUACGGGGAAGUGACUUGUUUGGUUAUGUGGGCAUCGAGGCAGUGCUGGACCAGAUGAGACAGAAGACUAUAAAGGCGGGGUUUGAGUUCAACAUCAUGGUGGUUGGUCAGAGCGGCUUGGGGAAGUCCACGUUGGUUAACACACUGUUCAAGUCCAAAGUCAGCCGGAAGUCCUGUACACCCAAUUAUGAAGAGAAGAUAUCCAAAACAGUCAAACUGCAUGCAGUCAGCCAUGUGAUUGAGGAGAAGGGGGUCAAGCUGAAGCUGACUGUGAUUGACACUCCAGGAUUUGGAGACCAGAUCAACAAUGAGAACUGCUGGGAGCCCAUCGUGAAGUAUGUCAACGAGCAGUAUGAGAAAUAUCUGAGAGAAGAGCUGAAUGUCAACCGUAAAAGGAGGAUACCUGACAGCAGAGUGCACUGCUGCAUCUACUUCCUCCCUGCCACCGGACACAGGUUACGUCCGAUUGAUAUGGAGUUCAUGAAGAGGCUGGGGAAGAUAGUGAGCAUCGUGCCUGUCAUCGCCAAAGCUGACACACUCACCGUUGAGGAAAGACAGGAGUUCAAAGAGAGGAUAAGACUAGAUCUAGCAGCCAAUGGAAUCCAAGUUUACCCCCAGAAAGAGUUGGAUGAGGAUCCAGAGGAGCGCAUCCUCAAUGACCGGAUCAGGGAAAGCAUCCCGUUUGCAGUGGUGGGAACCGACAAGGAGCACCAGGUGAAUGGAAACAAGGUUCUGGGCCGGAAAACAAAGUGGGGGAUCAUCGAAGUGGAAAAUGUGGCGCACUGUGAGUUUGCCAACCUGAGAGAUCUGCUCAUCAGGUCUCACCUGCAGGACCUGAAAGACGUCACACACAACAUCCACUAUGAAACCUACCGCGUACGACGGCUCAACGAGAGCAACAUGAACUUCAGUGACCUGGUUCUGUCCACCUGGCCGCUGGAGAACGGAACUGACAAAUGUGAAGCAGAGAGCCACCUCUGAUCCCUCCACCCUCCGAUCAUCCACUCACAACCAGACAUGGGGAGAAGGAUGACCAUGUUUCCCACAUAAAAUACGAGAUGGAGAAAUCAUUUUCCCUUUUUUAAUACCAGGACCAAGUAGUGGAUUACUUUGUCAAUGAGAAAUUCUGUGUGAAAGAAAUGUAUUGAAAAUUGAUAUAUUUGAAUGUGAGGUGACUAUUUUCUGGAAGGAUGUUGGUGUAUCAGUCAUGGAAGCAGGCAGCAGAAAAAAUGGCACCAUGAGAGGGAAUGAACGCAUCAUCCAGGACCCCUGGAAAAAUCCUGAUUAAUGAUAAUUAUGAUGUGCAGAAUUAAAUCAGUAAACAUGUGCAGAGUGCUUUCCUGUUGCUCAUGACUCUGUAAUCUGAGUUUCUAAUCUGAAAUCAUCCAACCUGCUUCGUUUGCUUUUGAUUAUGAGCUGACAUGUCCUGGUUGCCGUUUCCUUCGUCUAACCCACCCAUAGAUCUAACAGACCGUAGGGAGUAUAAACAUAACCAUUUACCUGUAGGAUUUUUGGAGCAAUUCUUUGUUUGUUGGAUUUCUUGUGUUUAUUUGCCUCUUUUUCAUUCAGUGUGUUCACGCUGGAUAGAUCUGAAAACUGACCAUGUUGAUGUAUUCAAAGUGUUUAAGAUACCUUUUCAAAGCUUAAAGUCCACAUUAAAGUGCCAAAACAAGAGAAAAUCUGCACAUUCUCUUAUUUUUCCCCUAUUUUAGGGUAAAUAAACUCCAAAAUGAGA